GCAACAACGAUGAUGUUUGUUGGAUUUUGUAUUGCAUUUGUUACCAUACUCCUAACGAAAGCACUGAGUUGGCUGUGGCUGGAGCCAAAAAGGGCAGAGAGGUACCUUAGAAGACAAGGCUUAAAGGGAAACUCAUACACACUUUUCUUUGGAGACAUCAAAGCAAUUUCUACGUUGAUACAGAAAGCAAAAUCUAAGCCCAUAGACAUCAACGAUGAUGUUACUCCUCGCCUAGUUCCAUUUCAACAUCAACUGAUAAGAAAUUAUGGUAAGAAUUCGUUUUUUUGGUAUGGCCCGAAGCCUGUAGUGCAUAUUAUGGAUCCUGAAGCAAUAAAAGAGGUUCUCAAUUUGAUAAAUGACUUUCCAAAGCCGACCUUAACUCCACUUUCCAAGUUCCUGAUAACCGGACUUGUAGACCUUGAUGGUGAUAAAUGGUCAAAGCACAGAAAGAUCAUCAACCCUGCAUUUAAUCUCGCGAAGCUAAAGCUUGUGUUGCCUGCCAUGUAUCAUAGUUGUAACCAAAUGAUGAACGAAUGGAAGAUGUUAGUAUCCAAAAAAGAAUCAUGUAUGGUAGAUGUUUGGCCCUUCCUAAAUAGCUUGACAGGAGAUGUCAUUUCUCGUACGGCUUUUGGAAGUUGCUAUGAAGAGGGAAAAAUAGUAUUUCAACUCCAGAAAGAACAAGCCGAGCUUACAGCCAAGGUUUUUCAAUCUGUUUAUAUUCCAGGAUGGAGGUUUGUACCAACUAAAUUGAACAAGAGGAUGAAGGAGAUUGAUUUUGAAAUUCGAAACGUACUUAGUGGAAUUAUCCAAAAACAGGAAGCGGCUAUGAAGACAUGCAAAGCUCCAAAUGAUAACCUACUAGGAUUAUUAUUGGAAUCCAAUCAAAAAGAGAUCGAAGAUCGUGGACAUAGAAAGGAUGUUGGAAUGAACACCGAUGAUGUAAUUAACGAGUGUAAGUUAUUUUACUUUGCUGGACAAGAAACAACGUCGGUGCUACUUAAUUGGACAAUGGUGUUAUUAAGUAGGUUUCCAAAUUGGCAAACACUAGCAAGAGAAGAGGUCAUCGGAAUUUUUGGCACAAAAGAACCAGACUAUGAUGGAUUAAAUCGUCUAAAAGUUGUCACAAUGAUUUUGUAUGAGGUUCUACGACUAUACCCACCAGUUACUGCUAUUACAAGAGUCGUAAGAAAGGAAGCAAGAGUUGGAAAUUUGACUUUACCAGCUGGAGCACUUGCUACUAUUCCAAUCGUGUUGGUACACCAUGAUUCUGAAUUAUGGGGCAGUGAUGCAAAAGAGUUCAAACCAGAAAGGUUCUCUGAAGGAAUCUUAAAAGCAACAAAUGGCCAAGUUUCAUUUCUCCCAUUUGCAUGGGGUCCCCGAAUAUGCAUUGGACAAAACUUUGCUUUGCUUGAAGCCAAAAUGGCAUUGUGCUUGAUUCUGCAGAACUUCUCGUUUGAGCUUUCCGCAUCCUAUACUCAUGCUCCAUUCACUGUUAUAACUGCUCAACCUCAAUUUGGCACGCCUAUUAUAUUACAUAAAUUAUAGUUCGUGAUUUUGAGAAGAUGUUGUAUUGUUUUAAGAGAAAAACGAUUACAUACUCACAGUUUAAAAAGUUUUACAUCGUUCAAUCAUAACUCAUCAUGAAUAAUAAAUUUGUUGAGUUUUACAAUAA
Glycine soja is the source of this 1672-nucleotide messenger RNA. Its product is annotated as cytochrome P450 CYP72A219-like. Gene Ontology annotation, molecular function: oxidoreductase activity, acting on paired donors, with incorporation or reduction of molecular oxygen; monooxygenase activity; heme binding. The record is from RefSeq and is a predicted model, not a curated record. NCBI's taxonomy places the organism in Eukaryota, Viridiplantae, Streptophyta, Magnoliopsida, Fabales, Fabaceae. The transcript has 5 exons. The coding region runs from base 10 to 1545 and encodes 511 amino acids.